AUGUGGUCUUACUUGCCUUCAUCUCCGACCAGCGCCCAGAAGUCAAAGCGGAUAACACUGUUGUUGGCGACUUCAGUCAUCCUGGCAGCAAUGCUGCUGCACCUGCAGCAUGUAGGCUGUUUGGAUGAGGAAACCCCGAAUUCACCGGGUCUGCUGAAAUCGUGGAGACUGGGCUUUACAGCACCAGCCGAAAGCGAUACUUCAGGAGAUUCCGUAGGCAUGGUCACGCUUUUCGUGGCCGGUGUCCUAACCAAGAGCAUCUCGCGCCUGCUAUCCUCUGAGCAAUUACUUUGGGUGACGGCUCUGUAG
This is a messenger RNA of Symbiodinium natans, 309 nucleotides long. Lineage: Eukaryota; Dinophyceae; Suessiales; Symbiodiniaceae. The record is from the annotation of a GenBank genome assembly.